ACUGUUUUUGCCUUUGCUGGUUUGUGUUUUGUUUCGGUUUUUAUCCUUGCCUCCUCUCUGGUUUGGCGGGUCCCUCCCAAUCCUUAGCACAAAAUGUCAUGCAUUUUGAUGCGUGGUCGAGAAAAAGGUUGGAUGAGCAUACACUAAAAAGUUAGCUCUCAAGUUCCUACAAUCAAAGUACACUUGACAGUGGUUGUUCGUGGGAGGGUCCCGAUUCCAUACCCCGGGCAUGUUUGGUUCACAGCCACACAUUGCUCAACUUUCCCACAAAUGCAGCAACUGUUUGUUUCACUGCCAAAUACAUGAUUUAACAGAUAUGCACACAAUCUACGAGAUGUAGCUUUGACAAUUGUAUUCAUAUGAAUAUGUUAGUAAAACAAUUUAAAAUGCAUUAAUAAAAAUAGUUUCAGGACAAAUCUGAUGGUACCAUUUUUUGAACAAUCAAAAUAAUUCUUUUACAUAUCAUUAAUCAAAAGUUAUGGAAAUUUGACUGCUCGCUUUUUAGAAUAUCAGGUACUUAAGAAUGGAGCUAGUGGUAGACUGACUCAAAACAGUAAGUCAAGUCAAGAGACAUGUUUGAGAUAAGGAGAUGGUUCCUUCCUGCCUCAAAUGUCACUGUGACUUCCAAAAAAAUAUCACUUCUUUCACUCUCACUUGUGUUUAUUCUGUUUUGUUUGCAACUGGUUGUCAGUUCAUCAAGCCUCCCCGCUCUCUCUCUCUCUCUCUCUCUCAUAAUUGAGCACAUCUCCAUUGGUCUCUUGUUGCCACUCUGAGUUAGCUAGUUUAUUCUGCAAUUUUUGUGCCCAUGGCAACAAGCAUACUGCUCGCCCCUCUCAUUUCCAUGGUGAACCGGAAGGUGUCCAGUUAUCUUGUUCGGCAAUACCAGGAGAUGGAUGGUAUGGAAGAGCAGCUCGCAGUUCUGGAGCGCAAGCUGCCAGCCAUAUUGGACGUCAUAACUGACGCGGAGGAGCAGGGGACUCACCGACCUGGGGUGAGUGCUUGGCUCAAAGCACUCAAGGCUGUUGCGUACAAAGCUAACGAUGUUUUCGAUGAGUUCAAGUAUGAAGCGCUCCGCCGUGAAGCGAAGAGGAAGGGGCAAGACAACAAAUUCAGCACUGAUGCAGUAAUGCUCCGCCCGGCUCACAGCCCUAUUCUGUUUCGUUACAGGAUGGGCAAGAAGCUGCGCAAGAUUGUGCAUACCAUUGAGGUUCUCGUUGCUGAGAUGAAUGCCUUUGGGUUCAAAUAUCGACAAGAAAUGCCAGCGUCCAAGCAGUGGCGACAGACAGAUUCGAUCAUCAUUGACUCUGAGAAUAUUAUCAGCAGAGAGGCAGAGAAGUGGAAGAUUGUUGACAUGUUGCUUGCCCAUUCUACAAACAAGGACGUAUUGGUCCUUCCAGUUGUUGGAAUGGGUGGUUUGGGGAAGACCACUUUUGCACAGAUCAUUUACAAUGAUCCUGAUAUCCAAAAGAAUUUCCAGCUCCGGAAGUGGGUGUGUGUUUUGGAUGAUUUUGAUGUUACAGCCAUUGCUAAUAAGAUCAGUAUGUCAACCGAGAAAGACAGUGAAAGUGCACUGGAGAAGCUUCAGCAAGAAAUCAGUGGAAGGAGGUACCUCCUUGUCUUGGAUGAUGUAUGGAAUCGCGAUACUGAUAAGUGGGCAAAGCUAAAAUACUGUCUUCAACAGUGUGGUGGUUCUGGGAGUGCAAUAUUGAUGACAACUCGUGAUGAAAGAGUAGCUCAAAUCAUGGGAACAGCUCAGGCCCAUCAAUUGGUAAAGAUGGACAAAAAAGAUUUGCUUGCAAUAUUUGAGAAAAGAGCAUUUGGAUUGAAUGAACAAAAGCCUGAUGAGCUGGUUCAGAUUGGCAAGGAGAUCGUGGACAGGUGCCAUGGGUCCCCUUUAGCCGCAAAAGCAUUGGGAUCUAUGUUAAGCAACCAAAAAAGCGUGGAAGAGUGGGGAGCUGUGUUAAAAAAAAGCAGUAUAUGUGAUGAGGAGAGUGGGAUUUUACCUAUACUCAAGCUCAGCUACAAUGAUUUACCUGCACACAUGAAGCAAUGCUUUGCCUUUUGUGCCGUCUUUCCAAAAAAUUAUGUGAUUAAUGUGGAAAAACUGAUACAGUUAUGGAUGGCAAAUGACUUCAUUCCAUCAGAAGAUGCAAUCCGUCCAGAAACAAAAGGUAAACAAAUAUUCAAUGAGCUUGUCUCAAGGUCAUUCUUUCAAGAUGUAAACCAGGAUGGAAGUGGAAACAACUAUAUGACCACAUGUACUGUCCAUGAUCUUAUGCAUGAUGUUGCACUGUCUGUGAUGGGAAAAGAAUGUGUUACUAUAGAGGAGAGGCUGAACUAUAUGGAGAUUUUGCCAUACACUGUUCGCCAUUUGUUCUUAUCAUCCCAUGGUCCUGGAACCUUCUUGAGUGCUACACUGAAGGAAACAUGUUCAGGUAUCCAGACAAUGUUGGGCAGUAUUGAUGCUAGUAAUUCCGUACGACAUUUAUCAAAAUGCACUUCUCUUCGAGCACUGCAGCUCUGUUACUACAGGUCGAGUGGGCUUCCAUUUGUACCAAAGCACCUGAAGCACCUCAGGUAUCUCGACCUCUCCGGCAAUUGUCAUAUCAAAGCACUUCCUGAAGAAAUCUGCAUCAUGUAUAACCUACAGACGUUGAACCUUUCUGGAUGUGAAAGUCUUAGUGGACUUCCAAAGGAUAUGAAGUACAUGACUGGCCUUCGGCACCUAUAUACUGAUGGAUGUCUGUCCUUAAAGUGCAUGCCUCCAAAUCUUGGAUGGUUAACUUCCCUACAGACGCUGACAUAUUUUGUUGUAGGCUGUAGCUCUGGCUGUAGUAGCAUUGGAGAACUGAGGCACAUGAACCUUCGAGGUCAGCUACAGCUAUGCCAUUUAGAAAAUGUAACAGAAGCAGAUAUAACAAUGGGUAACCAUGGGGGUAAAAAGGACCUCACUCAGCUAUCUUUUGCAUGGAAGAAUGAUUGCAGUGAGGUCGAUUUUCAUGAAAAGGUGCUAGAUGCUUUUACUCCUAACCGCGGUCUUCAGAUUUUACUGGUGGAUUCCUAUAGAAGCAUUAGGUUUCCAACUUGGAUGACAAACCUGAGUGUGAUGCAAGAUCUAGUCAAGUUGAGCCUAGUCAGUUGCACAAUGUGUGACAGACUUCCCCAGCUGUGGCAAUUGCCAGCUCUUCAGGUUCUUUAUUUGGAAAGGAUGGAUAGGUUGCACUGCCUAUGCAUCGGUGAUGGAGGCACUUUAACAUCCUCAACAUUUCCGAAAUUGAGGGAGCUUGUGUUACUUGAUUUGAAGAUUUUGAAUGGAUGGUGGGAAGUAAAAGGAAGACAUGGACACCAAUUGUUGUUUCCCCUUCUAGAGGAACUAUCAAUUGGGAGAUGCAAUAAGCUGACAAACUUACCAGAACCACCAAUGCUUGGACAAUCUUCUAGCUGCAAUGAUAAUAUGGCUCGCUCAGCAUUUCCAGCAUUAAAGAAACUCAUGUUACAUGGCUUGAAGAGUUUGAGCAAAUGGGGAAAAAAAGAAGAAAUAUGUGGAGAACAAUCAACAUUUCCGCUGCUUGAGGAGGCCAAUAUUAUAGAUUGUCCAGAGCUAUCAACUCUACCUGAAGCACCAAGGCUUAGAGUAUUAGCGUUUCCAGAAGAUAGGCCACUGAUUUGGUUAUCCAUGGCCAGAUAUAUGACUGCAUUUUCCAAUGCAAGAUUGAAAAUCGCACCUUACUCUCCCUCGCACGUUCAAUGUUCAAUUCAACAGGUAGAUGGCAAGGGGAAAUGGAACCAUAGAUCUUCUCAUUCAACUAUGGAGCUAUGUGGAAGCUAUUUCUUCCACACAAGCUGGAAAUAUUUUGUAAACCUUAGCUAUCUGGAAAUCAUUUCUUGUGAUGAGCUUAUGUACUGGCCAUUAAAAGAGCUCCAAUGCUUGGUAUCCUUGAACAGAUUAACAGUUCAUUGUUGCAAUAAUCUUAUUGGAUCUGCAAAGAUUCUUGAAGAAUUAGUAUCCGAAGGAAAUCAGCUCCUACCAUGUCUUGAAUUUUUGAAAAUAAAAAGUUGUCCAAACUUGGUUGAGAUUUUCAGCCUUCCUCCAUCAUUGAAGGAACUAUAUAUUGAGAGAUGCAGUAAGCUUGAGUCAUAUGGGGUAAGCAGAGUACUGAAAGUCAGAGUUUUUAUGUUGAACACCCAGAUGACUUGACAUUAUCAGACUCCUGUAGUGGCCUUAGUGCCUCUGCAAUUGAACACGAUCCCUCGUCUCUGGCAAGGAAUCAUUCUCUACCAUGCCUGGAAUCUCUAACACUAAUAAGUUGUCAAAGUUUGGUAGAGCUUCUCGAUUUUCCCUUGUAUCUCAAGGAAGCACACAUUUGGAGUUGCCCUAAGCUUGAGUUUAUAUGGGGAAAGCUGGAUAAACAAAUAAGGAGCCAGUAUUUUGAACAGCAGAACAACCUGGAAUUGUCAGAAUAUUACAGUAAAUUUACUGCAUUCACAACUGUACCAGGUUCAUUGCCAUCAACAGUGAAUCGUCCCCUACCAUGUUUAGAAUAUCUUUGGAUAGCAUAUUGUGAAGGAUUGCUAGAAAUUAUUGAUCUCCCAUCAUCUGUGAGGACAAUAAUUAUCACGGACUGCCCUAAACUUGAGGUCCUGUCAGGGCAACUUCAUAAACUUGGCCAUCUUGAUAUUCGAUUCUGUGACCAGUUGAGGUUAAUAGAGUCAAUUCAGGGAGACUUCUCAUCACUGGAAACCGUCUCUGUUGUUGGCUGUGAGAGUUUGAAAUGCUUACCCAGUAAGGGCUCACACACAUAGGGAUUUUUCUGUGAAGCUGGGUGUGUGUGAAACAGCAUAUUUACCUCAGAGAUGUAAGGAGAUAUGUUCUCACAGCUGCCUUGUCCCUAAGAUUGACUCCAGAUAUGGAGUUUGGUUUGUACAAACAUCAUAUCUUGAAGAACGGAGUCCAUGUUUAUGGUCUUAGAUGCUGGAGAGAGAAUUUUAUGAACAUGCUAUUUGCACCAGUCGUGAGUUGGUAUCUUCGAAGCUCUAGAUUCUGCAAGGAGAUAUCAUGAGAACUACUAAGGGAGAAUUGUUUUUGUAAUCGAGUAAGAAAGCUAUACAGGACCACGUCAUGCAUAACUGAAGGUGUCCAGCCGUGUCUGUAUUAACUGCAGACCGUCUACAGAACAGAAGAGAAAAGAAGAGCAAACGCAGAAUUGCAUCCCACUUUGUUUGGUUGUUAUUACCACUGAUUAACUGCCAUUUGUGGUUGUUCUAGAGCAAAUAUAUGUAAUCGGAAUAAAUUAGAUUACCAAGUCGUGCCUGUUAUCGGGAGAAAUUUAUAAGCAAAAGCAGCUCAUGCUGAAAUAUGCUUCAGGUUUCCCUUUAAUAGUUCUAAAACCGGGGAGAAAUGUGGUGGUCAUCCUCUAUGGGUGAAAUAUAAGAGGCUGUGUGCCCUGCAGAUUAUUCCUCUGAACAAAUCGUCCUGCUGCAUGUGGAGAGAAGUUGAAAAGUGAUGAGCGCCACAAACUGGUCACACAUAUCGCUCUCGCGUCCACAUCAGGUGCGGAAGUUGAUUAAUCUAAGUUACCAAUACAAGUUUGCUCCUCAGCUGCCCAUUGCUGACUGGCGAGGGAAGAUCAAAAGGAAGAGCAGGAGGCAGAUCUGACCUUAUAAUCUCUGUUUGUGUUGGCGAUUCCAGCUUAUUUUUUCGUCCUGCGCCGGUCCCUUGUGACCAGGUACUGUAAUUUUUGAAGCGAUCAGUUCAACACGUAGCGCCAACGGUAACUAUGCUGGCAGGCGGAGUUACCCGUCUCUUUGGCAACAGAACUCAGGCACAACUGGCUGUUGUUAAAAAGAGUUAGUACUCGAGAAAGGUUAAGACUGUUUCUAGCUUGGUAGAAGGAGUAAACCCUUUUGGGGUUUUACCCCAUUUGCUUGCGCGCUUGGUACUACAGUAAUAGUAAACUGAUGAUGAUGGCGAUGAUGGACGCGAAAGCAGCAGUCUGUGAAGUUAACAGAGAACUAGGUUUCUCUCCUGUAACUGGUUGUGCACAGCAGCAUCCUUGCGUUCAGAGAACUAGGUUUGGCAACAGAGGAAAAAAAAUUAUAAGUUGUCCGUGCCUUGUGAUUUGUGAAGGUGAAAUCAGCGGAAUGCGUUUAGCAUCCGAGACAUGAUGUAAGUUUUGGUGAUGUCUGUGCAUGAAUCACUCGUUGUGUGGCA
Aegilops tauschii subsp. strangulata is the source of this 6211-nucleotide messenger RNA. Its product is annotated as disease resistance protein RGA2. The record is from RefSeq and is a predicted model, not a curated record. Lineage: Eukaryota; Viridiplantae; Streptophyta; Magnoliopsida; Poales; Poaceae. Gene Ontology annotation, molecular function: ADP binding.